GCAGUCGGCCAGCGUUCGGCCAGUGGUAGUGAAUCGAUUGUACCACACCCAGCGCCCUCUCCACAUCUUCUUUCAACCCGACAGCCCAGCCGCCCCAGUCAGUACAUAUGUAUUAGUCCAUUAGUCCAUACCUUCAUACCCAGUAUCUACCCAGUCGAGCCAGUCAGUACUCUUCCAUCAACCACCUUCUCCGUCCAAAUCUCUUUUCCAUAAUUCACGUCCCUCAAUCAUAAUUAUAAUAAUAAUAAAAAUCCCCCCAACUUAUCAACUUAUCAACUUAUCAACUUAACAACUGAUUUACUACCUAUUCUCUCCCUCUCUUCCUCUCUCUCUACCUAUCUACACUUGUUUGUCUCUUUACUCAACUUCUCUUAAUACAACAAUUAAAAUAUCAACAUUUUCGAUUCUCGUGAGAGAAAUUGUCCUCUUUUCUCCCAUAAUCGUUGAAUUGUUUUGAUCAGGAAUGCUGCAGGUUUUCACGACCAUCACAUUCACUUGAUAUGGCUGCGGUGAUUGAUUUUGUGUCAGAUUCAUCACGCUUCCACCCCCAUACAAUGAUACCCGCUGCAGGGCAUCAUGGUUCUUCAGAGGAUUCACCAUAUCGACAACCUUCCCGGUCGAGAGUCGAGCCUCCACCAAGUCCGAACCCCCACCCCACAUCAGUAGUUGAUGGUACCCCUCCUCCAAGCGCAAAUAUGCAAGCCAAAUAUGGCGACUCUCAUGAUGUAGACCACCGCACAAGAGUUAAACCCGAGCCUCAUAUCAAGUCCGAACCUAUUUCUCCUCCUUCGAGCUCCAGUCCAAACACGAAUUCACAUAGACAACAACAAUUUACAAGUCAGCAAAAUUUCCCUCCAUCUGCAGCGCAUCAUGCACGAGCCGAGCAUUCGCAUACCUUGAGCACCGAUUCUCCUUUAAGGCCUCGAAUGACAUCUGGGACAUCUGAGCGGACAGUACCAAGAUCGGCAAAGUCUCUCGAUGAUGUACAGAAUUAUGGUGGUAACACGAUCAAAGUUAGAGAUUUGGCACAUAUUGAAAGUUUCGCCAGCCCAGAAUUCCUCUCAUCCAGAGGUCAAAUUGGAGGUUCACGGACAGCAGAUGAGCCUGGAUUAAAAUACGAGAUCAGUGGUAUGCCUAUUACAGAUGUUAUUGAAAUGGUAGCUGGACUUUUAACCAAAAUCACCACCACAAACGAUCGUCAACACGAAACUUUACAAAGAUCCAUUCCAUCUGCCGAAAAUACAGCCAAUCUUACAGGACUAUCCUCGAGCGUACUCGCAUUUCACGGAAAGAAUGUGCCUAGCAUUACCAUCUUGAGUUAUUUAACUAGAAUACACAAAUACUGCCCAACAACAUACGAGGUGUUCUUGAGUUUGUUAGUCUACUUUGAUAGAAUGACGGAGAGAGUUAAUGCGGAACCCAUAAAUGCCAUGCGACAAGAAGCCAUGGAUCUGGAUGGUUCUCGACCUUCGUCUACUUAUUCUGCAGAGGGUUCUGAUUUGGCGGAUACCCCACCAGGAGCUAGAAGCGUUCCGGAGCUCAAAUCCGAGUUUGAAAAUGCUCAAUACUCUCACUCACAAGAUCCUGAACCUGGAUUGGCUCAGUUCCCCCUGUCCCACUUCUUUGUAGUUGACAGUUUUAACAUUCAUCGUUUGGUUAUUGCUGGUGUCACUUGUGCCAGCAAAUUCUUCUCUGAUGUUUUUUACACAAAUUCGAGAUACGCCAAGGUUGGUGGAUUGCCGUUGAAUGAAUUGAACCAUUUGGAGCUUCAAUUUCUAUUAUUAAACGACUUCCGAUUAUCUGUUCCCGUUGAAGUAUUAGAGGCUUAUGGCACAAUGCUUGUGGAUUUUUAUGCUCGAGAGAUCGUUGAUCAAAAACGAGCAAGUGGUAUGACAGAUAUGGCAUAUAAACAAGAAACAGCAUCUUGAGAUGUCAACGGUACUCAUGUUUUCGAAUGUAAGAAAACCACGAAAUAUUUCUUCUUCCUAUGUCAAUGAUUGUCUGUGGGUACAACAGAUGUUGGUUAUGUUAAGACAAAUGGAUGAUAACGGCGCUCAAUAAUGAUGAUGAUGAUGAUCUUUCAGCGAGAUAGACUUUCUUCCACUUUUGUAUGCGAGGUCAACGGCUUCUCUCCUUUCUAUACCUCGUAUUUGAGAUGGAUUUGGUUUUGGAGCAAUCGAUCAUAAAAGAUACCCUUCUUCUUUUACUCUCUCUUAAUGUCACUUCGCAAAGACUAUAAGAUCUUAAGUUGGUUCUAUCAAGUAGCAAAUGCUUUCUUUUUUUGAUAGCCUGAUUUUUUUUGCUGGUGCAGUCAGUCACUGUCUAGGAUUACAUGGGAUGACGUUAGAUUUCACAUGUUUCUUUCUUUCCCAUUUAGGAGGACUUCAUUAUGGAUGGAGAGACACAAAGAUGUAGCAGAUACAUGGUUGAGUAGUAUUAUAUCGAUGCACUAUUUUGAGAGAUGGAGAAAGAUGAUGGAAAAACAGAGCUGAUUUGGAUUGAUUUGGAUUGGAGUUGAUAACUAUCAAGUGUAACUUUGGUUGCUUGAAGAUAGGCGGAUGGAUCUCGAGAUUUGAUGGGAUGGAACAGCAGAGCAGAACAGACAGAGCAGAGCAGAAGCUAUGAUAUGAGUUAUGACGACUACAC
Molecule: messenger RNA, 2646 nt
Organism: Botrytis deweyae
Lineage: Eukaryota; Fungi; Ascomycota; Leotiomycetes; Helotiales; Sclerotiniaceae
Exons: 3
Coding region: 501-1928 (475 amino acids)
Biological process (GO): regulation of cyclin-dependent protein serine/threonine kinase activity
Cellular component (GO): cyclin-dependent protein kinase holoenzyme complex; nucleus
Molecular function (GO): protein kinase binding; cyclin-dependent protein serine/threonine kinase regulator activity
Source: RefSeq, a predicted model, not a curated record